This is a messenger RNA of Stylophora pistillata, 3759 nucleotides long. RefSeq lists its product as uncharacterized. NCBI's taxonomy places the organism in Eukaryota, Metazoa, Cnidaria, Anthozoa, Scleractinia, Pocilloporidae. Gene Ontology annotation, molecular function: calcium ion binding. The record is from RefSeq and is a predicted model, not a curated record.
AACUCCCUGUGGCCGUUUGAUUAAAUUAUAACCUACGGGUGGUUUCUGAGAACAUGCUCUUCGUAAUCUACUCCUUCGUUCUCACCGUUUUGGCUUCCCUUAUACCAGAAGGACAAGGUAACUGCCGUAAUUUGAAGUUUACCAGUUUUCCUAAACCUGGCUACAGGUUGGAGAAUCACACAGUUCGAACUAUUAAAGUAUUGGACGAGGAUCUCUGCAUGGCGCAAUGCUACUUGGAACCUAACUGCGUCAGUUACAACUUCCAUAAGAUAAGACAGCUGUCUGGAACACACAAUUGCGAUCUGAAUAACGCUACUAUUGAACAUGAUGAAGAUUUGGUGAAGAACGAAAGUUAUAUUUACCGCGGAGCUGAGAAUGCUUGCGCCAGAAACCCAUGCAAGAAUAAUGCAAAAUGCCAAGCAGGGUUUACAGACAGAGAUUAUCAGUGUUUAUGUGUUCUUGGAUCUGGAUUUGAAGGCCAUGACUGUGAUGAAGAUUUGGACGAAUGUACUGUUGGAACACAUGAAUGUGAAGAGAAUGCUGAGUGCAACAAUACCUUGGGAUCUUACAAGUGUACUUGUAAAGUUGGAUUUCAAGGAAAUGGAACCAACUGCACAGAUUUAGACGAAUGCAGCGACGGAACACACAACUGUGAUGUGAAUGCGGAGUGUAACAAUACCUUGGGAUCUUACAAGUGCUCGUGUAAGGAUGGGUUUCAUGGAAAUGGAACUAACUGCACAGACUUGGACGAAUGUGCUGACUUAGGAAAUGCCUGUGACGAGAAUGCUGAGUGUAACAAUAUCUUAGGAUCUUACAAGUGCACGUGUAGAGAUGGAUUUCAUGGAAAUGGAACGAACUGCACUGACUUGGACGAAUGUACUGACAGAACGCACGAAUGCAAUGUGAAUGCUGAGUGUAACAAUACCUUGGGAUCUCACAAGUGCACGUGCAAAGAUGGAUUCCAAGGAAGCGGAAUUCACUGCACAGAUAUGGAUGAGUGUGCUGACGCAAAGCACGCCUGCGGUGAGAAUGCUAAAUGUAUGAAUGACCUAGGAUCAUACCACUGCAGUUGCAAGGAAGGAUUUCGUGGAAAUGGCACAAACUGCACUGGAUUUACAGCUGUGUUUACAAAUCUUGAUAGGAGAGGAAGGAGAGGUCCAAACUCGAUUAGUAGUCAUUACACAGGUCAGGAUCAUGACGGACAAGUUGCACUGUCCAGUGGUAUUCAACAGUGGACUGUGCCACACACUGGCGAAUACAGAAUAGAAGCAACAGGAGCCUCAGGGGGGUACGGUGAGGACAGUAUCAUCAAGAACGGAGGAAGAGGGGCACGAAUGAUUGGAAACUUUCAUUUGAUCAAAGAUGAGAUCAUAAGUGUCCUUGUUGGUCAAAAAGGGAAAACAGGGAAUAUCAACAAUCAAACUGCUGGAGGCGGAGGAGGUACAUUUGUAGUGAGAGGAAGCAACACGUCUUUGAUCAUAGCUGGAGGUGGAGGGGGAAUUAAAGCAAUGUCAGAACAACAUCCGGGAUGCGAUGCGUCCAUAAGCACCACAGGGAAUUCAGGGAACAACUUGCCACUGGAGUCAGGGGGAGAAAAUGGACAUGGAGGACAUACCAAUGGUGGGGAUUCUGGUGGUGGUGGCGGCGGCUUCUACGCAAAUGGACAGGAUUCAACGUGUGGAAAGCAGUAUUGUGGGGAGAAGGGGAAAGGAGGUUCAGGAUAUCUUCAGGAGGGAGAAGGUGGACAGUAUGGAAGUGGCUUCGGAGGUGGCGGUGGUUUUCGUUCAGGAAACAGGGGACCGGGCGGAGGUGGAGGUUAUUCUGGGGGAAGUGGCGGGGCUAAUGAAAAUAUUUCCUGUGGGGGAGGGGGAGGAUCUUUUAAUGGUGGAACAAAUCAGUGUAAUGAGUGUUGCUAUAAUAGCGUUGGUCAUGGCCGGGUACACAUCACAUUUCUCCAGUGAAGAGCACGUGGCAACACUUUUGUUAACGUUUAAUGGUAAACUACUUUUGCUUAAGCGUUACCUUAAAGCAAAUACAGUUUCCAAUCGAUCAAUAAAUAAACAGGUAAAGAAUAAGCACUUGUUAAUAUUUUGCUUCAAAAAAAAUUUAUGAAGUCAGUUCUUCAUAUUCUUGUAGAUUUCAAUUAUCGUAUUUCCUCGAAUAGACUUCCACCAGGCGCUUACGUAAAAAUUUCGGCUGAGAGGAGGGGCGGUUAUUGAAAGGAGUGCGCUUAAUUGAGGGAAUUAUAUGGAAUCUAUUUACCUGUCUUGGUUUCACUGUAGCUGAAGCUUAAAAAGUUCAUUAUAAGGUGGCAAUACAAACAGGUUUUCCUUGUAUUCCUGCUAUUUGAGAAUUGAGGGAGGAUUGGGGGCGCGUAUUUGAGGGGGACGCUUGUUUGAUGUUAUGGGCAAGGGGAGAGGUGCCAGGCCCGUCCCGAUAUAUUUUGGCCUAUCAUCCGUUAUUAUAUUAGACAAGGAUCGCAGUAGGCCUGCGAAACGUUGUAUUCAAAAGGUUGAUAAACAUCCACGAAAUUUGCAUAAAUUGAAGUUUUCUUUGAAAUUGUUUGCCUUUUUCGUGCUUGCCAUGUGUUCUUAACCUUAACUGUGUUAAAAGAUUGCUUAGAAAGGCAAAAAUUGCUCGAGUUUGCUAGAACCGCAAAAAGUUCCUUCAAACGCCAAAAGUUGCUCAAACGUUGCCGGAUGCAAACGAAACAGGCCCAGUGGGUGCUUAUUUGUGUGAGGGCGCUUAUUAGAGUCUGAGCGCUUAUUCGAAGAAAUACGGUAUUACAUAUCUAGAAACGAGUUUCAAUUGAAUGUGAAAGUUUAUCAUGCAAUCACUUUGAUUUUCUUGAUCAGCUCAAACCAAACUCGAUUCUCAAUUUUCGUAUGACCAGUUAGACCCAGUAUCUUUGUUUGUCUGCCCUAUGGGCCGACAGAGCCUCUUUAUAUCACUGGCGCUGGUGGCAAACUAUCCUCAAAAACUAAUGUUUAGAUUUUUGAUACAUAUGGCUUCCUUAGUUGAUAAUCACCAAACUUCAUCAUUUGUGGAUAUUGUGGUUUUUAUUUCACGAUUCUCAUGAAAAGCGUUUCGCUCCACGUCUACCAGUAUCCAGUAAAAUAGAAAACUGGCCCAGUAUUGGCGCCACAUUGUCGACUAAUGUUGUGUUACGAGAGGUUGAUGUAUAUAGGUAACGGUGGGGGGUGGGGGAGAGGAAAUAUUUUAAGGGAAAUAUUUCUAAGAUAACAAACGUUCAAGUUAACUGAGUUCGACUUAGCAGGUUACUACGGUAUUAGAAAACUAGAUUCAGUCACCGUCUCAGUAAUCAGAAUGAAUCAAUUCGAAUCUGAUUCAUUUUCCAUUAUGCAAGGUACUAUUGCGUUUAGAUGUGCCAUAUGAUGGUACGUUCAAAUUUACGCAAAACUUUAUUUACUAGUUAGGUUGUCAUUUUUUUUUUUUGUCAUCGUCUAGAAUAACUUCAGGUGGCUCCUGUGCUCUCUUACUAAAGUGGAAAAGAAUGCUAUACUUGACAUAAAGAAAAGAAGCUUGUGCCUUAUAAUGACUAGAAAUUAAAUAUCGUGAAAAUUUUACUUGCUUCCAAAUACACAAAAACCUUGGGAAAAUGCUUUGUGGGAAUUACAGAAAGGAUCUCUCAGUUUUAGUGUUGACCAAGUAGUAUUUACACAUAGUCUUAACUUAAGUCACUAUGGUAACAUGUUGAUAACUACAGUUGAUUUAAGACAGUAAAGUGGUUUUAUGCUG